Molecule: messenger RNA, 1691 nt
Organism: Daucus carota subsp. sativus
Lineage: Eukaryota; Viridiplantae; Streptophyta; Magnoliopsida; Apiales; Apiaceae
Product: crocetin glucosyltransferase, chloroplastic
Exons: 1
Coding region: 177-1565 (462 amino acids)
Molecular function (GO): quercetin 7-O-glucosyltransferase activity; quercetin 3-O-glucosyltransferase activity
Source: RefSeq, a predicted model, not a curated record
AAUUUAAAACCUUUGAAGUUUGAUUAAUUCUUCAAUGUGAUCAGUGACAGACAGUCACAUGGAAAUUUAAAGAAUUCAUGUAAGAUUUUUCCAUCUCUUCCUCUCACUAUAUAACAAGACAGUGUCAAUGGUAUCACUCGUCAAGUGGUCAAGUAGAGUCCCCGAGAGUGCAGAGAAUGGAGCAGCGUCACGCCCACAUAAUUUUAAUAACUUACCCAGCACAAGGCCACAUCAAUCCUUCCCUUCAUCUCGCCGAGAGGCUGGUCGACAUGGGUAUGCAUGUCACUUUCACUACCAGCCUCUCGGGCCGACGCUGCAUGCCUCAGAAAUAUCGGGAUGUCAAUCCAAGUUCCACAUCUGACAAGGUCCGAAAAGGCCUCCACAUAAAAUUAUUCUCGGAUGGAUACGACGAGGGCAUAAAAAACACAGCUGAUUCCACUGACUUCUACGCCAAGUUAAAACACAACGGAGCAAAAUGUCUAGAGGAAACCAUUGCAUCCAGUGCUCAAGGCAACCCGGUAUCUUGCGUCGUCUACACUAUAUUUUACCCGUGGGUGGCUGAAGUGGCCCGUGGGUUCCACCUACCGUCCAUGCUGUACUGGAUUCAGCCGGCUGCUGUGUUGGAUAUUUAUUAUUAUUAUUUUAACGGAUAUGAACGUUCCUUCCAAAACAUGGACGAGCCUUCGUGGUCGAUAAAAUUACCGGGUUUGCCUUUGCUGAAGAAGCGUGACUUGCCUUCUUUUAUUCUUCCAUCGACAGAAGAUGUUUAUACGAAAGCACUUGCAGCAGUGAAGCAACAUUUUGAUGAAUUUAAUUCGGAUCCGGGGGCGAGAGUGCUCGUCAACACUUGCGAAGAUUUGGAGCAUUCUGCUCUGAAAUCCAUUGAGAAGCUCAAUUUGGUAGCCGUGGGUCCGGUUAUUCAAUCAGGUAAUUUUUCGGAUGGGAGGAAUGAUUCUGUGGAGAAUUCGGGAAAUUAUAUUGAUUGGCUGAAUAGUAAGGCAGAGUCCUCUGUAAUUUAUAUAUCGUUUGGAACAAUGCUGAAACUCCCGAAAGCCGAGAUGGAGGAGAUUGCGAAAGGGUUGUUAAAAAGUGGACGGCCGUUUCUGUGGGUUGUUAAAAGAAAUGAAGACGACAGAGAGGAAGACAAUUUGAGCUGCACGGAGGAACUGAAAAAGCAAGGGCUGAUAGUGCCAUGGUGUGCGCAAAUUGAGGUAUUGUGUCACAAGGCAUUAGGUUGUUUCAUGACACAUUGUGGCUGGAAUUCGACGUUGGAGAGCCUGGCCUCGGGGGUGCCCGUGGUGGCCUAUCCGAAAUGGACUGAUCAGGGGACAAUUGCAAAGAUGAUUGAAGAUGUGUGGAAAACAGGGGUGAGAGUGAGUGGGAGUGAAGUGGGAAAUGUGGAUGGUGAGGAGAUAUAUGGAUGCUUAGAGACGGUAAUGGGAGGCGGAGAAAGAGCAGAAGAGUUGAGAAGGAAUGCGAAGAAAUGGAAAGAUUUGGCGAGGGAAGCUGUGAAAGAAGGUGGAAGUUCAUACAAUAAUCUCAAAGCUCUGGUUCAAGACAUUUGAGCAGAGGCUUUUGAUAUAUGUACUUUGUUUUGUACCAACUAUUCCUUCUGUUUGUCUUUGUUUCUUGAUUAGUUGAUUGUGUUUUAAUAUUGUUAUUCAAUAUAUAAAUUAACUAGAUAUUAAAUA